CAAAUUGGCAACGACGCAAACAAAAUGCCUUGUGAUAUUUAGUUACAUCUCUCGUGUUCUGAGUUCAAAUUCUGCUGAGUCCACCUUUGCCUUUUAUCUUUCUGAUGUUGUCAAAAUAAAAUGCUGUGAGUUAGUGGAGGAAGAGGAGAGUUCUAAAAAGAUGACUGAAGGGUCGUCGCCAGUAUUGUCACCUACCAGUAGCCAAACUCAAGAGAAUAGUGUGGACGAUGUUGAACCAAACCCUUCGUGCGUAGAAAACAUCACCAAAAAUAUUGGUGCAACAGUCACAACUGUUGUUACUUCCAGUUCUGCAAUUAAGCAAGAGCCUGUUGAUUUUGACAACGACGAAAACUACCAAAUCUCAUUCCAAUCUCAUUAUGAUAGCUUUAAUUCUUCAGAUUUAAAUACAGGCCUGGUUCGGAACAGGCACAAACGUUGUAUAGUAGAUUCCAAGUUACCAUUGAUAAAACUGAGUCAGAUAAAGUCUGUGUAUGAUAAUAGGAACAGUGCAGGAUCCACUACAAUCAGGCAAAUGUUUGCUCUUAAGAAGCGACUCAAACAAGAACCAUUAAAUGGUGGCACAGACAACUGGUUGUCUCAAAAGACCAAAAGUAAGGACUUACAGGGGGAUUUUGCUGUUGAUAUGCAUAGACAAGCUGAUAACAGUAAUUCCCCAUCUUCAGAGGCUGAAUUUCCCAAGCCUGUUCAGACAGAACCUGUUGAUCUCUCAUUAAAUAAAAAAAAAUCUGCCAACUUCCAUGAUUCCCAUCAAGGUCUGGACUUACGCGUUAUCCGGAAAGCAGGAGAUCCUGAUGAUUAUUCAAAUGCCCCUUUAGGGAGUAUCAGCAAAACUAGUCCAGCAUUGUUACCUCUGCAGAGGAUUAAAGAAGCUUCAGAGCACUAUAACAAAUCCCUGGAUGGUGCAAUGUCACCUCCUGUUGUUACUACGACUUCCAAAACACAAUUCAUGUCUUCCAUGAGCUGUGAUACCUUCUCAGACAGCUCGAAAAAGAGAAGGGUCCAUAGAUGUGAUUUUGAAGGAUGCCACAAAGUUUAUACCAAAAGCUCGCAUUUAAAAGCUCAUCGAAGAACGCACACAGGGGAAAAACCAUAUGUGUGCAACUGGGAUGGUUGUACCUGGCGCUUUGCUCGAUCUGAUGAGCUGACACGCCACUUCAGGAAACACACUGGGGACAAACCUUUCAAAUGCCAAGUAUGUGAAAGGGCAUUUUCACGGUCAGACCAUCUGUCUCUGCAUAUGAAGAGACAUUAAUUAAAGAUGCAGCAGAAACGACUGUUUGUAGAGGAACUGCCUUCUAAGAUCAGAUGUAAUGUAAUAUACUUUUUACAAUGUGUGUGUGUGCGUAUAUAUUUAUAUAUACAUACAUACAAAAACAUAAAUAUAUAUUUAUAAAUAUAUAUAUAUAUAUGUAUGUAUAUAUAUAUAAACACAUACAUAUAUAUACAUGAUACAGAGAUGCGCACAUACAUGUGUGUUUGCAAGUGUAUAUAUGCAUGUUUGAAUAUAUAAACAUAUGUGCAUAUGCAGUGCAUUUUUAUGCACACACCAUGAAUUACAAUACAUGCACAUGCAUAUAUAUUGGACACAACAAACACAUACUCUUGCUGUCACCUGCGUGUUGCAUACACAAUUCCAAACCUGGAGGAAUCUAUCUAUUCACGGAAGGAUUACAUGUUAUAUUAGAAAUUUUACCAAUUUUACACAUUGAUACAAAUGGAAGAAGGAAUGGCGGGGAAAUGGGACGAAUUUUGGUCUCCUGUGUUUUUUUUUUUGUCUGUUUUGUUUUUCUCCUGUUUGGGUGGGUGGAGAAGGGGAACCAUAACUUCAUCCUUCUCAAAUUACUUUUCUGAUUCACUCCUAAAGAUUUUGCAUAAACUGGCAGUUUCAAAAGAGUGGAAUGGAGACUGAUUUUCAUCUACUUGCAGAAUGCUUUUAUUAUUAUUAUUAUUAUUAUUAUUAUUAUUAUUAUUAUCAUUAUUAUUGUCACCGUCAUCAUCAUCGUCAUCAUUGUCGUCAUCGUCAGUGAGGUGGAUCUGUUGGUUCAGCAGUAAUUUUUCCAGCAGAAAUGACAUCCACAACAAACCCGACUUCAAUUCCUUUUGUCUCUUAAGGGGAAACUAUCUUGAGGCACGGGUAGGGAGGAGAAAAAAAGGGAAAUCUUGAACAUCACAACAUCACAUUACUCUUUCUCCCAAUAAUUCCAUCAUAAGAAAUAGCAGUUAUUAUUAUUAUUAUUAUUGUUAUUUCCGCUAGGUCAACUUUACUUUUUAUCCUUUUGGGGUCAAUAAAUUAAGUACUAGCUGAGUGGUAGAAUCAACGUAAUCCCCCAAAUUUCAGGCCUUGUGCCUAUAGUAGAAAGGAUUAUUAUUAUUUCCACCAGGGUCGACUUUUGGCAGGACGGGACUAAUUGAUGGCAUUGACCCCUAAGUAGAAAGGAUUAUUAUUAUUUCCGCCGGAGUCGAUAAAAUAAGACCCAGUUUAACACUGGGGUCAAUGUAAUCGACUAGUUCCCCUCCCCCCGAAUUCUAGGCUUUGUGCCUAUAGUAGAAAAGAUAAUUAUUAUUAUCAUUAAGGCAGUGAGUUGGCAGUAUCGUUAAUGUGUUAGACAAAACACACAGCAGCAUUUCUUCGGCUUUGUCUUUACUUUUCAUCCUUUAGGAGUUGAUAAAAUAAAGUACCAGUGAAGUACUGGGGGUCAAUGUAAUCAACUUGAAGUUGCUGGCCUUGUGCUAAAAUCUGAAAUAAUGAUUAUUAUUAUUAUUAUCAUUAUCAUUGUAAGGCAGCAAGCUGGUAGACCUAUUAGGAUGCUGGACAGAGUGCUUAUUGGCAUUUGUUUUUACAUUCGGAGUUCAAAUUCCACCAAAGUCGACUUUGCCUUUCAUCUUUUUGGGUCGAUGAAAUGGAUACCAGUUGACCACUGAGUACAAUGCAAUCAACUAGCCCCAUCCUGCCAAAAUUUCAGGCCUUAUGCCAAUAGUAGAAAGAAUUAUUAUUAUUAUUAUUGUUACUAUUCUGAGUUCAAAUUCCACUGAGGUCAGCUUUGCCUUUCGUCCUUUCGAGGUCGAUAAAAUAAGUACCAGUUGAGUACUGGGGGGUCAAUCUAAUCGACUGACCCCCUCCUCCUCCUCCAAAUUUCAGGCCUUGUGCCUAUAGUAGAAAGGAUUGGCUGUUGUUAUUGACAGCAAAGGUACCUGCAAAAGAGCAAUAAAUGCUCGUGUUCCCACCCGGAAGAAUAUGUGUAUGCAAAAGAUUUCUCCCCAUUUAUUCCCAAGCUUCCCUCACACACACACACUUGUGAUUCUAACCCAAAGGCUUCAUGCCUAUUUAAGAAAUCAUCAUCUUUAUCUUCACUGUCAUCAUCAUCAUCAUCAUCAUUAUUAUUAUUAUUGAGAAAAUUAUAAUUAUUAUUAUUAUUACUGUUGUUGUUUCUUUUUCUAAGAAUAUGGCUGCCACUGCCCUUGCCAUUAUUACUAUUAUUAUUAUUAUCAUUAUUAUUAUUAUUAUUAUUACUACCCAGUGUUCCUUGUCUGCUCCACACUACAUUGUUUCAUUACGCCGUUUUGUAUAUUUUUGUCUCAAGUCUCCAAAAAAAAAAAAGCAAAAAAAAACAGCAGAAAAAAGAAACAAAGAAAGAAUUUUUAUUACUAUGAUUACUAUGGCACUGUCUUGCCUCAUAUAAUAUGGUUUCAAUAAUAAUUUUAUUGAAUAUCUUCUUUUUUUUUUUUGAUUUUUUUUUUUUAACGAAGGGUCGGGAUGGGGUUGAAUCUUCUGUUAAAUUAUUAUUAUUAUAAUUAUCAUUAUUAUUAUUAUUAUUAUUAUUAUUAUCAUCAUCAUUAUUAUUGUUGUUGUUGUUGAUGUAUGACUCCAGGAAGUUGAUAUAUUGAGGAGGUGGCGGGGUGGGGAGGAGCAAAAAAAGAAGAGCGACAACUAACUUAGAGAGAGACAGAGAGAUAGAGUGAGAGAGAGUGCAAUGUGAUACAAGCUUGCUCUGCUGAACACUUCCUUAUACCAACCAACUGUUUCUUCAUGUAUAUAUAUAUAUAUAUCUUUUUGUUUCUUGGUUUAUUAUUAUUAUCAUCAUCAUUAUUAUUAUUGUUGUUGUUGUUGUUGCUUAGAUAAUGACAUCACUGGUUUGGCACAACUUUACAUUUUGCGUUAACACAAACUUUGCAUUAACGAAUUAGAGUUGUGUAUACAUGUGUGUUUUAGCUUUCAUUGCUACCACUCAGUUUGAGCAAUGUUAAAUCUCAACCCAUCUCUAUUGGACAUGCAUACAUACAUAUGUGUAGACACACUAAUACACGCUUCUAUAUAUGCAUAUAUAUAUAUAUAUGACUGCAAUGAUGAAAUGUAUGUAGGAACACAAUACUUAUAUUGGUAUUUAUCUUAAUUUCCACUUUGGAUAUACAUGUGUAUAUGCACUUAUAAAUAUAUACAUUACAUGUAUACAUACACACACACACACACACACACACACACGCACACACACACACAAGCAGGAGCACUCAUAGAAAUAUACAAUAAACAUAUGUAUAAAAUGUGUGUGAGUAUAUAUAUGUGUGUGUGUGUAUAUAUGUGUGUGUGUGUGUGUAUAUAUGUGUGUGUGUGUAUGGUAGUUGUCUGAGAAGUCAUGGACAGAAAGUCAGAAAUGCUAUUGACAACAAAGAAGAGCAAGGAGACAGCAAUCACACCAUAUAUAUAUCUGUGUGUGUGUGUAUAUAUAUAUAUAUAUAUAUAUAUCGUCAAUUGAAAUAAACGAAUAAUAAAAUUGACAUCAAAAGGACAUGCACAAGAAGUGUAUGUGCUUGACGCAUGGUGAAAAGAGAGAGCUUGAUGUUUCGAGCAUAGCUCUGCAUCGGAAAGAAGGAAGAGGAAAGUCCAAAGAAGGAAAAGAAAUCACCAACAGCACAUCCAUAGUUACAUUGCUAUAUAUCUUUUUGCUCUUCUACUUCUUUCAAUGACCAGACUGUAGCCAUCAGUUAUUUUUGCCGAACUGCUAUUUUGCAGGGACAUAAACGUACCAACACUGGUUAUCACGUGGUGGAGGGGGACAAACAGACACAAAGUCACACAUACAGAUAUAUAUGCAUAUAUAUAUAUAUAUAUACACAUGAUGAUGGCCAUCCACUCGUGACCGAGGAAGACCAUUGCCGACAAAUGAGAUUUUUAGUAUAUAUAUACAUACAUACAUACACACACUCGCUCACACACACACACACUCACAACAGGCUUUUUUAGAAUUUCUGACUACCAGAUUCACUCUGGUUUUGGUCAGCCCAAAGUGCCGUGCAAUGGGACUGAACCCAAAAUCAUGUAGUUGGGAAGAAAACGUCUUAUGACACAGCCAUGUAUUAUAUACACCCACAUACUGACUGCCAAUAAGGAAUUUUUGUACAGAUUCCUUUCUCAUUAUUUUCAUCUUUGUAACAAUAAUAAUAAUAAUGAUAAUAAUUUCCUUCCUUUUUUAUUAUUCUUUUCUGUGUAUACAUUCAUCCACCACUAUAUUUGGCCUAUUUUCAAGUUCUUGUUUGAGUGAUUAUUUUGUUUUCUUCACUCUUGUGUGUGUGUGUCUGUGUAUUCAUACAUUUAUACUUCUAUAUGUAGACGCAUACUUACACACACACAUGCUCACACGAACUAGGGUUUAGAAUGCUCUGUGUAUGUCCAAGUGUGUGCAUGUGUAUGUGUUUGAGUAUAUAUAUAUAUAUAUAUAUAUAUCAAACACACACACAGAUAGAUACACUUUCUGUCAAUGUAUAUAUAUAUAUAUAUAUAUAUAUAUAUAUAUAUAUAUAUAUAUAUAUAUAUAUAUAUAUAUAUAUAUAUAUAUAUAUAUAUAUGUGUGUGUGUGUGUGUGUGUAUAAAUAUGUGUGGGUGUGCACUGCUUAUGAAGAAUUACACAAAUUUUUCUACUUGUUUUUAACUAAAAUAAACUAAGUCAAAUUUGUGUUCUUCUAAAUUCUGUUGCUCUACAUUUCAGAGUUUGUAUGUUGAUAUAUAUAUGUAUGUGUGUGUGUGUGUGUACAUCCACACAUACAUACAUGCCCAUAUUCAUAAACAUGUAUGUAUUUAUCCACAUUUACACCGAAAGGAAUAUACAGUUUUAUACACAGUGAAUAAAUAUGCUUGUAUAUAUACAUGUAUAUAUUUAUAAGUGUGUGUUUUUAUGUAUGUAUAUAGAUAUAUAUAUACACACAGGCACUCAUCCACACACAAAUGCUCACUCACUUCAUGUUUAUGUGUGUAUACACACUCAAAAUUAUUUUUAAAUCUAACAAAUGUUGACAAUCAUUGCAAUCCUAAUUCAGCAGUUGGAGUGCUUUUGGGGGGGGAUUUUUUUUUUUUGUUUUUUUUUGUAGCGUUGUUAUUGUAUGGCAGUGUAGAUGUCUCUUUGAUCUCUGUUGUCGUUGGUUACCAGAUGGGAAAACAAGGUAUGUAGUGUAUGCCUAUGACCCUUGACCCUUUCAUUUAAUUCUGGGUUGGGGAGUAGGAGAACAUAACGACAUUGACUCUUCUGCAGAAGUAUGAAUCUACAUUGGUUUUAUUGUUCACUGAUAACACACACGUAUGAAUUCCGCAUGUUCGUAUGGAUGUGGAUGUGGGUGUGUGUGCACAUAGUUAUGUCAUAUGCGUGCACAACUGUCUGCAUGCAUGUAUACGUGUGCAUGUGAAUUUUUACAAUUUCCGAGAAAAUUAAUUUUAAAAGAAAGAAGAAAGAAAUAAUUUUAAAAAAUGCUGGUCAAGAAUGAUUUUUUUAUGUGCCUUCAUGUAUAUACAUAUAUACAUACUAUUUUUUAAUAGUACUAUUUCUACUACUGCUAUUAUUAUUAUUAUUAUUAUUAUGAUUAUUAUUUAUUUAUUUAUUAAUAUUUGUAAACUGACAAUAAAAAUAUUCAACUAAGAAAUUUUUGCUUGAAUGCUGUAUAGACACACACAGACACACAUGUACUGUUUAUAUAUUUUGUAUACUAUGGCUAUUUUAUAUGCACAUAUACAUACAUAUAUAAUUUAUUCAUGUGUAUGUGUACAUGUAUGUAUAUAUGUGUAUGUGUGUGUAUGUAUACAUAUAAUGUCAUAAACUGAAGCAUCAUGAGAUACAUACAGAAAUAUGUGUACAUGUUGACAAAAACAUGAAAUUUAAUUAGAAUUUUUAGUCAGAAUUACUAUGAUAUAAACACUAACUAAUGCAUCUUGCUUUACUAUGCUUUGUCAUCCUGCACAAUCUGUUGUUUGAAUCCACCAUUUCCUGUCACUCCUUUCAUUUGCUUUAAAUUAACUGCAAAGUCUAUUCUCUUGGGAGACAACAGAGUACAACCAUCCAAAGCGUGUGUAUGUUUGAAAGUGUUUGCGUGUGUGGGACAACAUCACAAUAACUGAUUAUCUCUCGCUCUGAAGCCUCGCUCAUAUAUCUGAAUGGAAUGGUCAAAAAGAUAGAAAUAAUGGCCAGUCUCAUUUAUAGAAGCCAGAAAGAGAAUGAUGUCUUUCAAACAUAGAAUUUGUCUACAUAAUCCCGUGAAAAAUAUAAACGGGUAAAUUGUUUCUCCUCCAAAGUUAAGCUUAAAAGUUGUGUGAUUUUUUUUUUUUCUGUAUGUAUGUAUAUAUAUAUAUAUAUGUAUGUAUAUAUAUAUAAACAAACAGGUAUAAUAUGCUUAACUUUUGAAGUUUCUGAGAUGUGGGUUUUUCCCCCCUUCUUUUUUUAUUAAAUCAAUCAAUUUGUAAAUUGAAAUGUGUGAGGAUCUGGAACAAGUGGUAAAUUUUUUUUUAAAUCCACAGUGACAUAAUGUGUGUAUAUAAGUGUAUGUGUGUGUGUAUGUAUAUAUAUGUGUGUGUGUAUAUAUAUAUAUAUAUAUAUGUGUGUGUAUAUAUAUAUGUAUAUAUAUAU
Molecule: messenger RNA, 7904 nt
Organism: Octopus bimaculoides (California two-spot octopus)
Lineage: Eukaryota; Metazoa; Mollusca; Cephalopoda; Octopoda; Octopodidae
Biological process (GO): regulation of transcription by RNA polymerase II
Molecular function (GO): DNA-binding transcription factor activity, RNA polymerase II-specific; RNA polymerase II cis-regulatory region sequence-specific DNA binding
Source: RefSeq, a predicted model, not a curated record